UGCGGAAACCGGGGAGGUGGGCAGACAUCAGCAAAGAUGUGGAGUAAGGGAGCGUGGAUCGUGGGUUUGCUGUGUUUGGCUUUGGCAUUUGUUGUGGGUGCUUCUUCGCAAGAACCCCAACUGGGUUCCGCUCGCGUUGUUUUUCAGACCAACUAUGGAGACAUUGAAUUUGGGUUUUUUCCUGGUGUUGCGCCCAAAACUGUUGACCACAUUUUCAAACUCGUUCGUUUGGGAUGCUUUAAUACCAACCACUUUUUCCGGGUUGAUAGGGGAUUUGUUGCCCAAGUGGCAGAUGUUGUUGGUGGAAGAUCAGCUCCGAUGAAUGAAGAGCAGCGGGAAGAAGCUGUGAAAACGGUUGUUGGUGAAUUCAGUGAUGUCAAACAUGUGAGAGGUAUUCUAUCUAUGGGGAGGUAUGCUGAUCCAGACAGUGCCUCAUCUUCGUUUUCAAUGCUUCUUGGAGAUGCUCCUCAUCUUGAUGGCCAGUAUGCAAUAUUUGGCAGGGUUACUAAAGGUGAUGAGACAUUGAAAAAGCUUGAGCAACUCCCUACUCGACGUGAGGGGAUCUUUGUAAUGCCGACUGAGCGCAUCACAAUUCUGUCUUCGUACUUCUAUGAUACCAAGACGGAAACUUGUGAACAGGAGAAGUCAACAUUGAAACGAAGGCUUGCCGCAUCUGUGGUUGAAAUUGAAAGACAGAGAAUGAAAUGCUUCCCGUGAUUCAGCAAGCAGGAGCUAGUCCAGAAGGAAACAUAUUACAAUUACAGAAUUAAGUACAUGGUGGAUGGGGUUGUUUUGUGUCCAUCCAUUCUAUACUUGGACCAAACCCGUUAUGUUUGAAGCUGCUUGUGACAGGAAUCCUUGAUACUCCAAAUGUAUAGUAACUUGCUGAAAAUGAUAUUUCCAUAGUGUGAGGGCAAGUACACAGAUUAUCAAUUGAAACUAAUGCACUGGUUCCCUCAAGUCGCACAAUCCCAUACUGAAUUUGUAUGAAUUUGCCAUAUCACAAGAUUGUAAAGAAGUUUAAAGUAGAGCCUCAAUGCAAAAUCUGGCAUGUGGUAAUGGGGGUGAGGGCCCAUUCAAUCCCAAGAUCUUAAUUUACCAAUACCUGGUUUUUGUUUGGAUGCCUGAAUGUGGUGCCAAAUUGAUGGCUGGAAAUUGGCACACUUUCUCUGAUAUUCUAAUGAUCUGGUCUGACUUUCUCAGGUUU
Vitis riparia (riverbank grape) is the source of this 1207-nucleotide messenger RNA. Its product is annotated as peptidyl-prolyl cis-trans isomerase CYP23. Gene Ontology annotation, molecular function: peptidyl-prolyl cis-trans isomerase activity. The transcript has 9 exons. Lineage: Eukaryota; Viridiplantae; Streptophyta; Magnoliopsida; Vitales; Vitaceae. Gene Ontology annotation, biological process: protein peptidyl-prolyl isomerization. The record is from RefSeq and is a predicted model, not a curated record. Bases 37 to 717 code for a protein of 226 amino acids.